Molecule: messenger RNA, 2112 nt
Organism: Lymnaea stagnalis (great pond snail)
Lineage: Eukaryota; Metazoa; Mollusca; Gastropoda; Lymnaeidae
Source: the annotation of a GenBank genome assembly
GGCACAGAGAUAGACAAGCCAGACAUGUGGCUGACAUUCCAGGAGAGGGUCACCAAGGUGCUGGAGAGCAUCUCGUCGGAGCCGUACAAGAUACACAAAAUCAACUGUGACAGGAUCCGAGCACAGAUAAAUAUAGCUCUGUGUGAGUACAACAUGACCAUGAGUCAAUCACAGCCCCACUCCCAGAGAAGGCUGAGGUCAUCUAGUGGAUCUGACAUAAGUGUCUCUUUGGCAGAUGUCAAGCUCAGGGAGAAAAGCAAACAAUCCAAGAACGCAGACGUACGGUCAAGGGAGGUUUUUCUCAUCGACGACAUUCACGUCACAGGGGCAGACACUACUGUCAUGGGAGACGACUAUGUAUUUGUAUGUGAGACAACUCCCGCUGAUGAUUUGCAGCUCAGGAUUAAAAGUGAUUAUUUCGCCAUGGAUAGGCAAAGUGUGGAUCUGAAAAGGUGGUCGUCCUUUCCCUCAACAAGCGGCCUCCCAGAUGAGGCUCGGUCAGAAGAUGUUAGCAGUGGGGACUCGGCCCUCAAGUUUUCACCGGCCAAGAUGUCGGUGGGACAACAGCAGCUGACUGAGCAGCUGGCUCUCAGCUGUUUGAUGAAACAUGUAGAAAACUUGAAGGUGUAUAAUCAGGUGGCUUUCCGGGAAGUGGUAGAGAGCCUUGGCAAAUAUCUGGGUCCUUCAAAUUUAGAAGACACGUCUUCACAGGAGCAGACUGAGCUUCUGUGGAAAUCGUACGAACGUUCAUUUUGUCAGGUAUGUACUGUAUCAAUGUUUCAAAAAAAAUAUUCUGCCAUUUUUGCUUAAAAUAAUUAUAUUCGCGGUUUAAUGAGUUGACAUGUUAAAAAUUUUUUAAAGAUUAUAUGAUAAGCUAAAAAUUUAAGUUUUUAUUUGAAGAAAAAUACUCAUCUCUAAACUUUAGUUUUUUUGUUGUUUUUAUGAUUUUACUAUCAGUACUUUUUUUUUCCCUUAACAAAAAGCCCUUUGUUUAAAAUAUGCUUUACUGUCAUAGGAAUAAUGAUCAAUUUGCCAUUGUACAUUUCUUGCUUGAUUUAAAAAAAAAUCUUCAACCUUUAAUAAGUUGAAAAUCUUUACUAAUUGUUUGGUUGCUUCCAUGAUUUAUUUGUAUAUAAUUUUGGUAAAGUUUCAAAAUGGACACUUUCAUCUUUCCAGGAAAUCUUGCCUGAUCUGACAAAUCUUUACACUACUGUGCUUUAUGCCGGAAGUCAGAGUGCAUACCAGGCGCUGUCUAAAGCCCCACUGCAAGAACUUCUCAAAGGGGAUAAAAUCCUGAAUCUCUUUUUCGGAACCCAGCCAAACAGCAUCAUGAAAGGUAACGUGAACAAUUCUAAGUCCAGGCCCGUGGAUGCAAUAUCUAUUGCCAAAACCGUUUCAUCGCUAAGCUUGGAUGUCCGCCACUACGACAUCAACGACUUGUACAAUCUGGCGAAUGCUGAUAGCAGUGACCUUAUAACUCAUUUUAUGCUGGAGGAUACUGAUGAGGCAGACGAACAUGCUUUUGAUGGGAGCAGCUCUGGAUCCUCUGAUAAUUUCUAUUUCCCGGGGUCUUCACCCCUGUCUGGUGAGGACAAUGUAGGUUCUGGUGGCUUACUCGGGUCACAUGUUAGUGACUCCGACAUUCCAACAACUGAUGAUUCUGACAGUAAUUCAGAAAAUUGGAAUGGACUGUACACCCCAGAACAAAUUAUAGAGGUCUUGGAUCCAGUUCUUUCCCCUUUCAGGAGGUAUGUUAAAAAAUGCCUGGAUGCCAACUGCUUUCUUGAUAAAGUUCGAUACAUCACAAAAGCCAUUCAAGAUCUGAACCAGGACAUCUCACGGCUUUACGGCCCGGAGCAUCAGUCUGCCUGCGAUGAUAUUAUAACUAUGCUGAUCUUAGCCUUGUCUAACAUGCCAGAAGAUAUUUUCAUCGGUUUGUAUGUGAACCUGCGCCUCCUGAUGGACAUUCUGCCACAGUUUCUCAGUGGGACGCUGUACGACUACAAUCUGGUGUCCCUCUGUGCUUCAUAUGACUACCUGUUCACCAGGAAUGUAUGUGUGAAAGUGCUGAAGCGUUAUCCUGGGAGCUUCAAGGUCAGACCCAGUCAAUAA